Mesocestoides corti is the source of this 5103-nucleotide messenger RNA. The record is from the annotation of a GenBank genome assembly. Lineage: Eukaryota; Metazoa; Platyhelminthes; Cestoda; Cyclophyllidea; Mesocestoididae.
AUGGACAAUUUUACCGCUGAUUUACGAGUUCUCACGAAAGCCUCUCUUACUUCAUCCUCCCUGUCGCAGCAAUUGCCAGUGGACGAAUCUGCAUCAUCUGCUGCAAAAAUUGAUCUCAGAAUAGAAAUUCUUGCGCUAACAGCUUUUGAUCAGUCAUCUUUGCAUGAUCAAAAGUCUGAAAUUAAUAGCGCCAUCAAAAACUUCUUUGGUUCAUGCCGGAGAUUCCCAAACUUUCGAGAAGACUUUACUCCUCUUGUCUUCUUUGGUGGAUUGGGGCAGCUUACUUUCGACUCUCUGGAAGCAAAAACAUCAGUCAAGGCUUUCAGGUAUCUCCCACAUGUCCAGGAACGUCUUUCAUUGAUCUUCGAUAUUCUUGGCCUUGACGAGGCUUCCAUUGAUCAGCUGGGCAAUCUUUUGCACGAUCUGCGACAUCUUAUCUCCUUACUGGUCACUACUUCACGCGUGGAUAGGGAAGCACUCCUGGCCCUCAUUCACCGUGCUUGGCUUGAGGUGGCUGGUCUCAAAAGUGUGCCAAGUACUGAUGAAUCGAAAUACAAUUUCAGGAAAUCGGGCUUGAGUGGCUUCGUAGAUGAUGAAGUUGUCGCAUUGAUUGAUCUUUUCUCUGUCGGUAUGACAGAAUUUGUAGAAGCCAACGGGACAAGUUCUGUACCCACCCAGAACGGUGUCCAACUGGAUUCUCUUUCCGUUGUUAUGCGGAGACAAAUGGAAGCAUCGAUUAAAGAGUGCCAGUCUGCCAAAACUGCGUCGAUUGAACCGGAGAGUGCAUUUGAUUUUUCCAAGCUCGAAUCCUACCUUCAGCCUGUUUGCACAAGCCUCAACUUAGAAGUUGAUCGGGUUAUAGAAAUGGUAUUUACUGUCCUCAAGUCCGACCGUCAAGACGAGACCAUCCAAGGCGAAGUUCAUUUUAUCGACAUGCCAAAUGGCUCCAGAUUCAGCGGUUUUGGAAAUUCAGAUGACUCGAAAUGUGACCUUGUUAGUCAACUAAUCAACGAUCCAGGCGCUUUGGUUGAGCAACGCCAACGGGAUUUAGAUAGUGCGGCUUGCAUUGCUCGAUCUGCUGCCUACCAGGCUUACGUGUCGGUCAAUUCUACCAAUCGACGACAAGGGGCAGAAAGAUAUCCCUUUGUCUUCGACGCCAUGGCUGAACUCAUGGCUGAACGUCCAUUCACUGAACGGUCAAAGGCUCGUAAAAUGGUGUUGCCUUCCGACGCAAAGCAGAAACACACCGACCAAUGGGACUCCUACGACUUUCCUGUUCCUCUGACCGAUCGUUCGGAGCUGGAGGCCUUGAAGAAAACGCUGCCUCGAGAGGGCAGGUUGGUUGAGAUCUCCACUUUGGACCGUGUGGGCCAACUCGCCUUUAAGGGCAUCCAGCGCCUCAACCUCGUGCAGUCGAUUGUCUUUGAGGCAGCGUACAACUCGGCUGAAAACCUGCUCAUCUCAGCCCCCACAGGCGCUGGAAAGACCAACACUGCUCUCCUCGCCAUCCUCCAUCUCAUUCGACAAAACAUUAACCCCGAAACUGGUGUAUUAGAUACGAACAAAUUCAAGAUCGUCUACAUGGCGCCGAUGAAAGCUCUCGCGGCGGAGAUGACGGCAACCUUUGGCCAGCGUCUGGCGCCCCUUGGAUUGCGCGUCAAGGAGUGCACCGGGGACAUGCAGCUCUCCACGCAGGAAAUUCUCGAAACCCAAAUGCUUGUGACGACCCCGGAGAAGUGGGACGUGAUAUCGAGAAAGGGUCUUGGAGACGCCUCGCUAGUGCAAGCCCUGAAGCUGCUCAUCAUUGACGAAAUCCACCUCCUUCAUGAAGACCGCGGUGCUGUUAUUGAGGCUCUUGUCGCUCGAACUCUGCGUCAGGUUGAAGUGUCGCAAUCGGUGAUUCGCAUAGUCGGUCUCUCCGCCACCCUUCCCAACUACGUCGACGUGGCGGCUUUCUUGCGGGUGAAUCCCCAACGCGGUCUCUUCUACUUCGAUGCGCGAUUUCGUCCGGUGCCUCUAGGAAUGAGUUUUGUGGGAGUCAAGUCACCGGCGGGCAUGCCCAACUCGCGCCAUGCCCAACAGAUGUCCAUGAAUGAGGCCUGCUACCAACGAGUCAUUGAGCAGCUACGCAGGAAUGAGCAGGUGAUGGUGUUUGUCCACGCGCGUGGGGAGACACUGCGAACUGCCCGAUGGCUUCUCGACACAGCAAGUCAGCGCGGUGACCUGGUCCACUUUGAAGCGCCUCAGCUGAGCAACUCCGCGGAGUUGAAGAGGAGGAUAGCGCGCGCGUCGGACGGGGCUCUGCGUGAAAUCGCGCCUCGCGGAGUGGCCUGCCACCACGCCGGCAUGCUGCGACCCGACCGCAGCCUCGUUGAGCGUCUCUUCGCCGAGGGCGCUGUGCGCGUGCUCGUGUGCACCGCGACGCUGGCCUGGGGUGUCAAUUUGCCGGCCCACGCUGUCAUCAUCAAGGGCACGUGCAUCUACGAUCCCGAUCGCUCCGACUACGUCGACCUGGACAUACUGGAUGUGCUGCAAAUUUUCGGUCGAGCAGGUCGACCGCAAUUCGACAAGUUCGGUCUGGCCACGAUAAUCACCACACACGACAAGUUGGACCACUACGUGCGCCUCAUCACCAACCAGGUUCCAAUCGAGAGCAAGUUCCUCCGCAACCUCAACGACCACCUCAACGCCGAGAUCGCACUUGGAACGGUUUCGAAUUUGAACGACGCCGUCACUUGGCUCACUUACACCUACCUCUUUGUCCGACUUACUCGAUCUCCAAUGCAUUACGGAAUCACGCCGCCCAUGUUAGAGAAUGAUCCCGAUUUGACUCACUUCCUGACAAGCGCGGUUCGCGACGCUGCCAAGGACCUCGAUGACGCGAAAAUGGUGCGUUUUGAGCAGUCAACUGGUCUGCUGGCGUCCACGGAUCGGGGCAGGACUGCGUCGCUCUACUACAUCAACUACGCCACCGCCUCUCUGGUCCGCGAGGAACUUCGACCGGUCAUGCUUGUGCAAGACCUCAUCAGCCUGGUAGCUAGAGCGAACGAAUUCGCUCAAAUGAAGGUGCGUGAUGACGAGGAAGCGGAGCUCGUGUCCUUGCGCGAUGAGUCCUGCCGUGUAGCGGUGAAGAACCCGGGUACAGUGGAGGGCACGCUGACGGUGAAGGUGAACGUCCUCCUGCAGGCGCACAUCUCACGAAGCCGACCCGUCACUCACUCCCUCGUCUCUGACAUGUACUACGUCCAGCAGAACGCCGGCAGACUCGCCCGAUACAUCUUUGAGAUCGCUCUGCGUCGCAACUGGGCGACCUGCGCCAGCGCUGCCCAUCGGCUCUCCAAGAUGAUCGAGCAUCGACUCUGGUUCUCCGACACUCCGUUGUGGCAGUUCAUUGAUUCUGCGACCGACAACUGUCACCUGCUGGAGCGUGUUGAUGAAUUGAAGCUUACGUGUGAACGUAUUCGGGACCUAACCCUCGACGAACUAAAUGGGAUCCUGCGUUACCAGGGCCUGCGCGGCGCGGAGUUCGUGAGUCGCCUGGCAAGUUACCUGCCCGUUAUCUCGCUGGACGUGGAGACUCAGCCGGUCACUCGCAACAUCCUGCGCAUCACCGUUCGCCUGACGCCCAACUUCACGUGGGUCGAUCGUCACCACGGCGCCGCCAGUCCCCUGCUCUUCUGGGUGUGGGUGGAGGACCCCGACGAAUCGUGCAUCUACCACUCGGAGGUGUUCGCGCUUUCAAAGAAGAUGGUAAGUCGAAGGUCCCGCGCAUCGCCGACUUGCAUCUUUCCCAUGGACUCGUCUAAGUCCGGCUGUGUGUUUUUCGAGGUGGUGAAUGCGAAGAAGGAGAAUGCUGCCGAGCUCAUCUUCACGAUUCCCCUGCACGAACCGAUUCCCUCUCAGUACCUCGUGCGCUGCAUGUCUGAUCGAUUUCUUGGCUCCGAGUUUGUCGCCCCGAUUCCGCUCCGCAGCCUUCGUCUUCCCCACGCUGAUCCACCGCACACUGGUAGGCACUUUUUGUCGAGCGUUUUACUCUCUGUUACGGUUUUCACCCAGAAUGCACUGGUUGAUUGCAAAUUGAUUAAACCGCUGGCGCUCGCUGCAGAUUUGUUGACUCUGGAUCCGUUGCCGGUGGGCGUCUUGAAGAACAGUCGGUACGAGGCGAUUUAUCCUUUCACCCACUUCAACCCCAUCCAGACCCAAGUCUUUCACACCCUCUACCACCAGGACGUCAACGUCCUCCUCGGGGCCCCGACGGGCUCCGGCAAGACGGCCGCCGCGGAAUUCGCCAUUUUUCGGGUCUUCAACACUGCGCCCAACAAAAAGUGCGUAUACAUAGCCCCACUGAAGGCCCUGGUACGAGAACGCGUUGAUGACUGGAACGUGAGAAUUUGGCAGAAACUCGGCAAACGAGUGGUUGAGCUGACAGGCGAUGUGAGUCCGGACGCGGGGCUGCUCAGAAGCGCAGACCUGAUUGUGACCACACCGGAGAAGUGGGACGGUGUGUCGCGCAGUUGGCGCCAACGCGCCUACGUCCAGCAAAUCGCGCUCAUCGUCAUCGACGAAAUCCACAUGGUCGGAGAGGAACGCGGUCCCAUUCUCGAGGUUAUAGUUUCACGCGCGAACUUCAUCGCCAACCAAUUGAACACUCACAUUCGCAUCGUGGGUCUGUCGACGGCGCUGGCCAACGCGGUUGACAUGGCAGCAUGGCUUCGAGUGCCGCUUUCGCCACUUGAUGUGGCCGCCAUCGGAAGGGGUGGUGGUCGCGGCCUCUUCAAUUUCCGUCCGUCUGUUCGGCCUGUGCCCCUCGAGGUGCACAUUCAGGGCUUCCCCGGCAGGCACUACUGUCCGCGAAUGGCCCUCAUGAAUAAACCCAUUUUCCAAGGCAAGUGCCUUGUUUCCAUUCAGAGUCAUUCUGCUAGUAAGCCGGUGCUGGUUUUCGUAGCGAGCAGACGACAGACGCGGAGAACAGCUUUCGAUUUGAUUAGUUUUGCCUCGUCUGAUUUCGAUCCCCACAAGUGGCUCCACAUGGACGUCAAGGAGAUGGAAGCGUUGGCAGCUACCAUGUCGGACGCGAAUCUGCAGGUGACACUGCCCUACGGC